UUUCUCAUCAUUCAAACUCAGUUUUCAUGACUAAUAUCUCGAUCUCUACUUUUUCCUUAACUCUAUCUUAUUUUUGUUUGGUUUCAAAUCUGGGUGAGCUUAACUCAAAAUUUUGACAAAGCAAUGGAGCCCAUGUACUGUGCAGAUCAAAACGGUAACACGUCUCUCUCCUCCAUCUCUUUCAAUUUUUUUUUCACCUCCUCUUUCAUGUAGCCUGAAACAUUGAAACCUUUCUCCUCCCAUUUUCGGCCGCAACCACUUCCAACAACCCACAAACCCACCAAUUGCAAUUCUCAAAAACCCAACCUAGUAUAUAUAUAUAUAUAUAUAUAUCAAUAAAUAAUAUUACUUGUCAAUGAUAGAUAGAAAAAUCUUCUAUUCUCAUUUCUCACAAAUCCCUUAUGCAUAAAUGGAUUGAAUCCUCGUACUAGUUUUGAAACAAAAUGCAAAAUUGAUCUAUAAAAUACCCUUCCAUACACAAAACUUAAAGCACACUGGUCACCUGCGCAGAGUGACCACCGACAUUUCUUUAGUUGUUUCGCUUUAUUCGGCUCUCUCAGUUUCAAGUUCCACGGUGGCUGAUUCCAGCGGAGAUGAGCAAUUGGAAACCAUGGUGGAGGAAGAUGAAAAUGAAUUAGCGUACUCUAGCAGAACUCAUGGGAGGACUGAUGAGCUGGGAGCCAUGGAAGAUGAUCCAUGGCUAAUGGUGCAGAAGAAAGGGAACCAAUUUGUUGUUAAUGACCAACCUUUCUAUGUAAAUGGAUUUAACACUUACUGGUUGAUGGUAUUUGCGGCGGAUCAAUCCACAAGAGGAAAGGUCUCAGACCUGUUCAAGCAAGCAUCUUCAGCGGGUCUAACAGUUUGCAGGACUUGGGCAUUUAAUGAUGGACAAUGGCGAGCUCUUCAGAAAUCUCCAUCAGUUUACGACGAAGAAGUUUUCAAGGCCUUGGAUUUUGUGGUGAGUGAAGCAAAGAAAUACAAGAUCAGGCUCAUAAUGUCACUAACUAACAACUGGGAUGCAUACGGUGGCAAAGCACAAUAUGUAAAAUGGGGAAAAGCUGCUGGCCUGAAUUUAACUUCGGACGAUGACUUCUUUUCUGAUCCAACACUCAGGGGCUACUACAAGGCGCAUGUUAAGACAGUACUUAAUAGAGUCAAUACACUCACAAGUAUAACUUACAAGGAUGACCCCACAAUUUUUGCUUGGGAAUUGAUGAAUGAGCCUCGAUGCACCUCAGAUCCCUCUGGUAACAAACUUCAGGAAUGGAUAGGAGAAAUGGCGGUCUAUGUGAAAAGCAUUGAUCCAAAACACUUGGUGGAGAUUGGAUUGGAAGGAUUUUAUGGUCCUUCAACACCUAACAGAGUUCAGUUCAACCCAAAUACAUAUGCUCAAGAAGUCGGAACUGACUUUGUCAGGAACCAUCAGGUUCUUGGUGUUGAUUUCGCUUCUGUUCACAUUUAUGCAGACUCAUGGGUGUCACAAACAAUAACUGAUGCCCAUCUGCAAUUCACAAAGUCAUGGAUGGAAGCCCACAUAGAAGAUGCUGAGAAAUAUCUCGGGAUGCCUGUUGUGUUUGCUGAAUUUGGUGUAUCUACAAAGGACCCUGGCUACAAUGUGUCAUUUCGGAACACCCUUCUCAGCACAGUGUAUCAGACCAUCUUGAACUCUACAAAGAAUGGAGGGAGUGGGGCUGGGAGUCUUUUGUGGCAGCUUUUCCCUGAAGGGACAGACUACAUGGAUGAUGGGUAUGCAAUUGUCCUAUCAAAAUAUCCUUCAACAUCAAAUAUCAUAUCCGUUCAGUCUGUAAGACUUUCGAAGUUCAACUCACUGUGUUCUUGGAAAUGCCGUUGGGGUUGCAAGAAGAAGCAUGCAUUGGAGACAUCCGUCUACCAUGAUGAUCUGUAAAUUUAAACAUGAAAAAGAUAAGGCCCAAAUAUGGUGGGAAAAGAAAACAGAUUGAUUACAGUGAUAUCAAUCAGUAUGUAAACGCAAUGACAUGAAUAUGGACUUGAAUUUUGAAAACAUUGUACAAAUAGGGAGAAAAAAUAUAUAAGAAUAAGAAUUGCUUGCGUCA
Molecule: messenger RNA, 2075 nt
Organism: Quercus robur (English oak)
Lineage: Eukaryota; Viridiplantae; Streptophyta; Magnoliopsida; Fagales; Fagaceae
Product: mannan endo-1,4-beta-mannosidase 6
Exons: 7
Coding region: 611-1906 (431 amino acids)
Molecular function (GO): hydrolase activity, hydrolyzing O-glycosyl compounds
Source: RefSeq, a predicted model, not a curated record